Molecule: messenger RNA, 816 nt
Organism: Guyanagaster necrorhizus
Lineage: Eukaryota; Fungi; Basidiomycota; Agaricomycetes; Agaricales; Physalacriaceae
Exons: 2
Coding region: 305-772 (155 amino acids)
Source: RefSeq, a predicted model, not a curated record
CUAGCAUCCCGCAUUUUCAAUUCAGUGUAUUUCAUUUUUAAAACCGGACAGAUUGACGUCUUUCCUACGCCAUGGUGGUGGACAUUUUGGAGCGAGCUUGCUUUUUCGCUUUGCGGUCUCGUCCGUCGCUUACGAUGUAGAAUGAUCAGUUGGAGCUCUCCAAUGCGCAAUUUUUGUUUCCUUUAUCUAGUGGAUCAACAUCGAGUGGUGGUGAUGCGAGCCACUCUGCUCGGACACGUAGGAUAUCAGCCAUGCUUCGUGUACGAGCUUAUUCUGCACCGUUGUCAGAGCAGAAGCCAUUCGUAUGGAAAUGUCUUCAGCAGCUUACGCCAAUGAAAAGCAUCCCCUUCCUAUUCAUACAGCUCAGGACCGUAACCCGUACCUAAUGAUGCGACUUACUUCAUCGCCCGCCAGGCGCAGGAGACAUGACCGCUUUCUCCCCUUCCUCUCCCGGAUGAGAAAAUCACUCUGCCCUCCACCAUCUGGACAUACAAGCCUCUUUCUGGUGAUCUUUCAAGUCCGCCAGCCAGUGAAAUGGAUGGUUCUGAGAUGGUCAUCGUACCGCGCGCGCAUUUCUUGUCCUCUAGAUGUCUUUCCACAUGCUCGGCGAAAGUGGAUGACGACGUUAAACGUCUUUCUAACAGGUAUGACCGACAAAGCCUCGGUACCGGGAGGUUAUUCCUGCUUCACAGCAAAUCCUGCUCCAAGGGAUCUGCAUCCUUCAUUGACUGGCUCGUCCGCUCAGCUUGCGCAUCGCCCCUUGAAUCAUUGACACUAGAACAUAAUUAUAAAGAAAUCGAUGGCGUCAUUGUGCGA